Messenger RNA from Prinia subflava (tawny-flanked prinia), 8311 nucleotides. It is a transcript of the gene LRFN5, whose product is annotated as leucine rich repeat and fibronectin type III domain containing 5. The record is from RefSeq and is a predicted model, not a curated record. The coding region runs from base 362 to 2680 and encodes 772 amino acids. Gene Ontology annotation, cellular component: GABA-ergic synapse; postsynaptic density membrane; cell surface. Gene Ontology annotation, biological process: regulation of presynapse assembly; synaptic membrane adhesion. Lineage: Eukaryota; Metazoa; Chordata; Aves; Passeriformes; Cisticolidae. Gene Ontology annotation, molecular function: protein binding. The transcript has 3 exons.
CGCAGCUGCCGCCGCCGCGGAGGGCCGAGCCGCGGGCGCCGCGCUCCCCGCUCUGCCCCGCCGCAGCGCCCGCCGCCGCGGCUGCUCCGCCUGAGCGCGCCCGGCGCGGAGCGGCGCGGAGCCGCAUGGCCCUGCCGCCGGCCGCCCCGCGCUAGCGGCACCCGCACCCGGGAGGCGCCGGCCCGGCGGCGGGGCUGCCCGCGCCUCGGCCGCGUCCGUCUGUCCAUCCGUCCGUCCGUCCGUGCGUCCGUCCAGCGCAGCGCCCGGCGCGCAGGAUCCCGCAGCGGGGUGCGGAGCGGCAGCGCUUGGCGAGGAUUAACCUGGCGCAGGUACACGACAAGGCUCUUGAAUCUGUUCUACAAUGGAAAAACUGCUUUUGUUUCUGCUGUUCAUUGGCGUAGCGGUGCGAGCUCAGAUCUGCCCCAAGCGCUGCGUCUGUCAGAUCUUGUCUCCGAACCUCGCCACCCUCUGUGCCAAGAAAGGGCUCUUGUUUGUUCCUCCCAACAUUGACAGGAGGACGGUGGAGCUGCGGCUGGCAGACAACUUUGUUACAAACAUUAAAAGGAAAGACUUUGCCAACAUGACCAGCCUGGUGGACCUGACGCUGUCCCGGAAUACAAUCAGUUUUAUCACACCUCACGCAUUUGCCGACCUGCGCAAUUUGCGGGCUCUGCAUUUGAACAGCAACCGAUUGACUAAGAUCACUAAUGACAUGUUCAGUGGGCUCUCCAAUCUCCACCACUUGAUACUGAACAAUAACCAGCUGACUUUAAUUUCUUCCACAGCUUUCGAUGAUGUUUUAGCUCUCGAGGAAUUGGAUUUGUCUUACAACAAUCUGGAGACCAUCCCUUGGGAUGCCGUGGAGAAAAUGGUCAGUUUGCACACUCUCAGUCUUGACCACAACAUGAUUGACCAUAUUCCUAAGGGGACCUUCUCCCACCUCCACAAGAUGACCAGGUUGGACGUCACAUCCAACAAACUGCAGAAGCUACCGCCUGAUCCGCUCUUCCAGCGCGCCCAGGUGCUGGCAACCUCAGGAAUUAUCAGCCCCUCAACGUUUGCGUUGAGCUUUGGUGGGAACCCCUUGCAUUGCAACUGUGAGCUUUUGUGGCUGAGGCGCCUUUCCAGGGAGGACGACCUGGAGACGUGUGCUUCUCCUACACUCCUGUCUGGCCGGUACUUCUGGUCGAUCCCUGAGGAGGAGUUCCUGUGCGAGCCCCCGCUCAUCACCCGGCACACCCACGAGCUGCGGGUGCUGGAGGGGCAGCGGGCAGCCCUGCGCUGCAAGGCCCGGGGUGACCCCGAGCCAGCCAUCCAUUGGAUUUCACCUGAGGGCAAACUGAUUUCCAAUGCAACCAGGUCCACGGUGUACGACAAUGGGACGCUCGACAUCCUCAUCACGACGGUGAAGGACACGGGCUCCUUCACCUGCAUUGCUUCCAACCCAGCAGGGGAGGCCACGCAGACAGUGGACCUGCACAUCAUCAAACUCCCCCACUUGCUGAACAGCACAAACCACAUCCAUGAGCCUGACCCAGGCUCCUCGGAUAUCUCCACAUCCACCAAGUCGGGCUCCAACGCGAGCAGUAGCAACGGGGAUACUAAAGUCACCCAGGAUAAGAAGGUGGUUGUUGCUGAAGCGACCUCCUCCACGGCUCUGCUGAAAUUCAAUUUCCAGAGGAAUAUACCUGGGAUACGUAUGUUUCAAAUCCAGUACAAUGGUACUUACGAUGACUCCCUUGUUUACAGAAUGAUACCUCCCACGAGCAAAACCUUUCUGGUCAACAACCUGGCUGCGGGGACGAUGUACGACCUGUGUGUCCUGGCCAUCUACGAUGACGGGAUCACCUCGCUGACGGCCACCAGAGUCGUGGGCUGCACGCAGUUCACCACCGAGCAGGAUUAUGUGCGCUGCCACUUCAUGCAGUCCCAGUUCCUGGGCGGGACCAUGAUUAUCAUCAUUGGUGGGAUCAUUGUGGCAUCCGUGCUCGUGUUCAUCAUCAUCCUCAUGAUCCGCUACAAGGUGUGUAACAACAACGGGCAGCAAAAGGCCACCAAGGUCAGCAACGUGUACUCGCAGACGAACGGGGCUCAGAUGCAGGGCUGCAGUGGGGUGCUGUCGCAGUCCAUGUCCAAGCAGGCUCUCGGGCACGAGGAGGGCAUCCAGUGCUGCAAGGCUGCCAGCGACGGUGUGAUGCAGUCACCGGACACCGGCUCCAGCCAGGACUCGGCCACCACUACCUCCGCUUUGCCUCCCACCUGGACUUCCAGCACUUCCCUGUCGCAGAAGCAGAAGCGAAAGUCGGGGCCAAAGCCCGGCAGCGAGCCGCAGGGCGAGGCCGGCGGCAGCACCGAGCCCCAGAACUCGAACAGAAAUAACUCCACGGCCCUGCAGUUAGCGAGCCGGCCCGCAGACGCGGCCCCCGCGGCCCACACGUACAAAAGAGCACAAUCAAAGCCAAGUAAGUUCCUCACCCUGCCGGCCGACGCGUCCCGAGCCAAGCGCCGGCGGUCGCUGGGCGGCGAGCUGCUGGAGCCCCGCGGCGCCGGCGCCGGCGGCCUGCGCUCCAAACGGAGCCUGUCCAUGAACGGGAUGCUAGUCCAGGCAGACUGCGCCGGGGCCGAUAGCGGAAAAGCAACUUUCUCCAGUUCUGAGUGGAUAUUGGAAAGCACUGUGUGACCUGCUUUUUUUUUUCUUUUUUCUUUUUUUUUUUUUUUUUUAAUUUUUAUUUUGACUUAAAACAAAACACCAAACAUUGUGUGAAACUCCCUUUCCCAGGGAAUUGGAUUUGGAUGUCCACUGCUGUCUCGCUGAUUAAUGGCUUGUUCAUGCGGGGUUCUGUAUAAGCCACCCGGUGCACACGGGGGGUUAUUUAGUUUUUGUUUGGUUUUACUUAUUAUCAAAACCGAAGGCAACAUUCAGAGAUUAAAAAAAAAAAAAAAAAGGAAAAAAAGAUUAAGGGGCGAAAAAAAGCACGAAACAGCACCAGUGCCUUCCCUGCUCUAGGACUGGCUUCCUGGUUCUGCGGUAGCAGAAAACAAAAGAGAGAGUUUUCACAGAAAAAGCCUUUUAUAAAGGAAAUGCAAUUUCCUCCAAGCUAACAAAUAACCACUUCUGGAUCAAUCAGUAAAAUGAUAUUUUUUAAACCGGUCAGACUGUAUAUUUCUUUUCCGUGACAAUGGUGUUGCCUUUGUUUUUAGGCAAAUGCUGUACAGGAGCAACAACGCGGUGUUGUUAUGUUGUGUAAAAUAAAAUAUUCACUCGGUACUCCAGCCAGCCUCGCGGUGACUGCCCCGCCGGAGCCGGGCCGGGCGCUCCACAGCUCCCACCGUGGGGCUGGGGGAGGACCAGGAGGCACCAGGCUGCGGCUGCGCUCCCCUGGGCCGCGCCUGGCCGGCCGGGGCUGGCCCUGCUGAGGCAGUGGGAGCCCAGCCCGCUUCUCCCUGGAAAGGUGCCUGACCCAGGGUCCAGAGCACCCCGUCCUGCAGGUGCCUGGGGAGGGAGCGGGGCUGGGCACCUCGGGGUGCAGGGCAGAGCUGAGCAGGGCCAGCUGGGCAGCCAGGGCGGGUGCUGAUGGUCGUCUCCUGCUGUCCUAGACCUUUGGGGUGUAUUUCUUCUGAACUUCAUGGUUUGAUCCAGUUCUUUUCAGUCCCUGAGUGCAUUGAGGGGCCUGCAAGAUGAUGGUCUCACCUUUAAGCUGCUCUUAAUUGCGGUGCCUGUGGGACAGAGUGAAUUUGGGCCACUCUGUAGGGACAGAACCCCACAGCAGUAGGGGACAGCAGGUGCAAAUUUUGUUGUGUGGAUGGCAGCUGCUCUGCUCACUGUAAAGGGAAGCCUGCAGUUAAUAUUAAUUAAACUCAUAUGGUCAUCAUAUUCAAAUUAGAGACAGCUUAACUCUGAGUAUUUGAGCAUUGUGCAUUCUCAGAUGCCAAAUAAUAGGCUCAGGAUGGACUUUGUGGCCAUAAAAGUGAGAGAAUAGUUAAAUUUCAUAUCCUGUAUGCUUGUUCUUGGGGGCACCGUAACUAAAGCAGGUGCCUGAGGCCAGCCUGGCCCCAGGCAGGGCAGCAGGCGGCCCCAGGGCAGAACAUCUGUGGGGGAACAUCUCACAGUGGGGCACGGCCCUGGCACCCCCUGUCUGCUGCCAGGACUCUGCAGCGUGGGGCUGAAGCUCUUGGCCACUGUGGGUUGCUCUGGGUGAUUUUAUUGCCUGUCAUGGAAGAGCUAAGUCAAUGAGGGUGGUAUAAAGGACCUAAAAGGAAGAGGCUGUUUCUUUUUUAGAAACCCUUUUUGCUUCCCUCAGGAAAUGCAGAGACCAAAUAGGAAGCAAAGGUUCAAAAUGAGAAAACCCACUUCCUGCUGGAAAAGUUUAAAAAAAUACAAUAAAUCCCCCCUCGGAUUGCUCUGGCAACCCAUGAGCACUGCAUGAACAGAAGGGAGCUAUUAAAUAAUGUGCUGUCAGGGGCAGGGGUGGUCUGUCCAGACUCUGGAAGUCUGAUGACAAGGGCUUUGCUCAGUGUGGGUCAGAUGUGAAAGUCUGAGCCCCAGUGAGGGACUGUGCUGGCAGAGGCAUCUUCUCCCCCACACUGUGGCACAGGGAGAGUGUCAGAGGUUUGCUGUGGAGUGGUUGGGUUUAAUCAUGCAUUUUAAAAACAUCAGAUGAAAAUGCUUUUAUAUGCUGUCUAAAAUUGGACCUAAAUCUGUGUGAUGUUUUGUGAAAGCGCUAAAAUACUAAUGGUGUCUUGUGGUUUAAGGAAGUUUAUUUUUAUAUUUGUAAUUUUUCACUCAAAGAAAUGAUUUUCUAAGCACUGCAGCUGAUGUUCUGUCCAUGGUGCCUCUGUGUCAAGCAGCGUUCAGGGACCAUAUGGCCCUGUGUUUGGUUUGAUUCUCUGCUGAUAGUGCAGGAAAGGGGAUCUGGGCAGCCGGGGAUUGCUCUUGUGCCAGUUUCUCUCCCCGGCUGAGAGGAUCACCCCUUGGGAAUGCCCUGGGCAUGGAAUCAUCUGUUCCCACUGGAAUAACUGUGCAGUGGGACAUUUUGUUUUAUUCAGGCUUGAUUCAAAGAGUGGGAUGCCUCAUGGAGGAGGAAAUUCUCUGUCCUUUCCGUUCUGCAAAAAACAUAGGUUGCCAACUGUGUGAGACAGAAAAAGUGCUAAGAUGCUCCUGGAUCAGAAUAACAUCAGGUUAUUUCCCCCAAACUGGAAUAACCGUAGGUGGUGCUGGAAUGGGGGUGUAAUGAGCUGUGGCCCCAGCAUCACCCCCAGCUGCAGAGGGGUCUGCAGGGACAGGAGCCCAAGGUGCCUCCCUGCCCCUCUCAGGCAUUGCCCGCCUCUGUGUGCUCCUGCUCAGCUAUAGAUUAUCUGAGAUUUUAGCCAUGAGAGGGUCUUUAUUCACAGGUGCUGGUGGAGGAGAAACUGCUUCAGAAAGUUGGUAGCUGUUACUGCCCUGGCUGGAACACAGGGUGUGCCUGGGCCUGCCUGGAGAAGGGCUGUGUUAGGGGUGCCUGUGGCUGGGAGGAGGAGCUGGUGUUGUGUUGUGUCUCUCGUGUCUGUGCUGCCUUCCCGCUGUGUCCAGGCGUGUCCUUACCACGAAUACCUGGUGCUGCUUCGCUCUGCUGCCAGCAGGGCUGUGUUUCUGCAGUGUGCCCAUGCGUCUGCCAGCGCUCCCCUUGUGCCCACGUGGCUCUGCAGCCAUGCCCAGGGAGCUGCCAAGCACGGCCACGUGUCCUGUGCAUGGGAGAGGGGACACAGCUGCUGGGCACGUUGCUCUGGCUGGGAAGGGCCCGGCUCUGCUGGGGGAUGCUGCCUGCCCCAGAGCCCCUGGCGAGGCGCUGGCACGGGCAGCCCUCACCCCUGCUGGUGGCAGAGCUGCUGGAGGCUUGGUGCCAGCAGCACAGGGAUGCUCCUGCCUCUGGGGGACCAUGGCAGCCCUGCUGGGCAUUGCUGUGGAGCACCCCAGAGCAGUGGAGUGACCUGGGCCUGUGCAGCCGUGUGUGCCCUCUAGAAUGUGCAGGAGGGCCCUUUGUGUGCCGUGGCCAGACUGUGCCUGGAGCCAUGGUGGGCACCCAGCACAGGGAAAGGGCACCCUGCUUCCUUGGGAAUGGCUUCAAACCAGGAGCAAUGGCUGCAGCUGCUACCAGGAUCACUUCUCUUCCCAUCUAGGGGAAGCAGAGCCGCAGUGACACUGGAGCUUUGGGGGUGCUGGAGCCUGAGCAGUCCCACUGGCAGAGUGGUCACAGCUGUCAGCACUGUGAUGGCUCAGGAACAUUCCCCUCCCUGUUCCGUGGUGCUGCUGCCCCCUCAGGGUGCACCAUCACUGCCCGAAAGCCCCACUAACAGCAGCCACCCAGCUGCACGGUGCCUUCUCCUGGCAGUAAUUCUAAUGUUGGUCAGAGUUCUGUUUUAAAAGCAUCAAACUGUGGCCAGUCUGUAGGGUCCUGCUUACAAAUAACGUGGCUCUCCCCUUUCCCCUUUGCAAAUGUGUCUCCGUGUGCCUGGCUGUGUGUUGGGGUGCUGGGCUGGGGCACAGCCUGUGCUGCCAGACUCCGCUGUGUGGGGCUCAUCGCCCACCCCGGCCCCCAGCCCAGAUGGGGCUCCCCCCAAGUCCUCGGCGCUGGUUCUGUGGUGCUGCACCCCUGUGACUGUGGAAUUGUCCCUGGGGAUCUCAGGCACGGCAGAGGGGUCAGGCUGGUGCCAGCCCAGCUGCUCAGCAGCAGCCUGUGCUCCCUUCACUGCAGGGCAGCGGGCAGACCUGUCUGUGAGGAGGAGCCCCUGUGCCCCAGAGCCGAGGCCUGCAGGGGGCUGAGCUCUGGCACAGGAACAGGCCUGUGCUGGGUGUGGAGCAGCAGCAGUGCCCCUACAGCACCCACACCCCGCACCAGUAACGCCAGCCCAGCAACAGGUGAAAAAACCCACUGGGUUUGCUGACUGUGACUUCUAAUGCAAUAAAUUCAUUCAAGAGCCUGUGUGAAGGUUGCUGCUGGAGAGAAAGGGGAGCUUGGCUUGGAAGGAAGGAAACUUGGAAGGGAAAGAGCAAAUGUGGCCCGUAGUUGGCUGCAGACCCCACUUCAGGGACUGUGCUUGUAUUAAAUGAGCAGAAUAAGCUCCACAUUUUGUGGUGCUGUGUCACCUCAGCUUGGUUCAAGAGCUGCACUUUAGAAGCGCCUGGGUCAAGAAUCUGAAAGAUGAGCCCAGGCUGGUGUGCCUGGCUUGGUGUGAGCUGGUUUUCCUCCUGCACUGCCAGGUUUCUGCUCUGGAGGCAUCCACAGUGCUGUGUGCAAGCUGUGCCACCUCCUCUGUAGGGGAAAUUCCCACUGGGAGAGGGAAUGAGGAAAGACAGUCAGGGUUGGAGGCUAGCCCCCUCUGUGGGCACACAGGGACCCCCACCUGGCCUAAGCCUGGGCUCCCAUGGCCAGUGUAGUCUGGGGGCUGUAACCCACAGCAACCCAGAGAUGAGUCCAGAGUGGUGCCUGGCUGGUGUUUGCACAUGGCAGCAGCACAUCUGCACUGCCCAGGUAAGGGGGCUGUGCUGGCUGGCAGCUGAGGCCGGUGCAGUGGGACCAGGCGAGGCUGCCCCACGGGCUGUCCCUGUGCCGUGGGGUUGAUGUGGGGCAGGACAGUGACAUGGCACAUCCUCAUUGCAGUGACCUCUCCUCGUCAGGGCGGUGAGUGCAGUGUCUGUGCCCGCCUGCUGCCCUGCUCUGGUGUCCCUGGCUCUGCGUGAACCCCUGGCAGAGUGAGGAGUUGGGGCCCCUGCCGUGGGCAAAGGCUUGACCUAUGCAAGGGCAGAAGCAAAUCUAGAAAAUGAAGAAGUCUCUGGCUCUGGAACUCUGAGUUUUGCUGGUUCUGUUGGGGCUUUUGAGGGUUGUCUUGUUGGAUUUUCUCUGAAGCAGCAGCAGCAGCAGCAGAAGUGCUGUGCCUGCACUCCUGAUGGUGACAAGACGUGGCAGAGGUGUGGGUGGGGACACUGGGUACUGUUAGCCCCGUCUCCCGUUAGCCCAGUCUCCUGUUAGCUGCCGUGCUGUGCUGCCCCAGCCUCUGCAGUGCACAUGGCACCAAGACAGUGGGUGCCAGGCCCGAGGGCAGGGUCUGCUGCUGCCUCCUGCCCGGGCUGGCUCUGUGGCAGCUUCUGGGACCCUUGGUGCAGUGCCCAGCUGUCUGUGCAGCAGUUCUGGGACCAUCAGUGGGUGCCGUGCCCAGGCUGGCCCCGUGGCACCUCCUGGGGCUCUCGGUGUGUCCCUCCCACAGCAGCGUGGCUUUGGCCGUGGGGAAAGGCUGCUGCUGCUCCUCGUCCCCUCACUGUCUCUGUUCUGUCUCU